Pelobates fuscus (common spadefoot toad) is the source of this 2843-nucleotide messenger RNA. It is a transcript of the gene NEURL1B, whose product is annotated as neuralized E3 ubiquitin protein ligase 1B. Lineage: Eukaryota; Metazoa; Chordata; Amphibia; Anura; Pelobatidae. Gene Ontology annotation, biological process: ubiquitin-dependent endocytosis. The record is from RefSeq and is a predicted model, not a curated record. The transcript has 5 exons. Bases 214 to 1875 code for a protein of 553 amino acids. Gene Ontology annotation, cellular component: early endosome. Gene Ontology annotation, molecular function: ubiquitin protein ligase activity.
CCGGCUCCGGCAGUGCUAGCAGUCAGUCAGUGAGCUCGGGCUGUCUGCGCUGAGAGCUGUGUACCCGGAUACCCGGCCGGGGGGAAACCACGCACUGCGAGCGGAGCCUGCACACCCCAGGGGGAAUACAAAGGGUUAAAUGGACCUUCAGUGCCCGGCUCAGGGUUGUGUGACACCUACCCCCUGCCCCUGGGGCUCCCGCACCCUCCAACCAUGGGCAACACGGCACACAAAACCCUGCCAGACAUAAACCAUCACAGCCGUCCCGUAGCCAGUAGACCUUGCUACACGUUUCUUCACUGUGGCCAGGAGAGGAGGCUUGUCUUGUCCCGUACAGAGUCUCCACGCUUCCACUGCCAAGCCAAAGGCAAAAAUAUCCGUCUAGACACUCAUGGAAGGAAAGCCAUUCGGCGUAAUAGCUUUUGCAAUGGGAUUACAUUUACCAGUCGACCCAUACACCUCUAUGAAAAAGUACGGCUGAAGCUGGUAUCGGUUCACCAUGGAUGGAGCGGGGCGUUGCGUUUUGGAUUUACCAUUCAUGAUCCAGCACAGAUGAAGCCAGAAGACAUACCCAAAUAUGCAUGCCCAGAUUUGGUUACCCGACCUGGGUAUUGGGCUAAAGCUUUGCCAGAGAGAUUUGCACAGAGGGACAAUAUAUUGGCAUUUUGGGUUGACCGACAUGGGAGAGUCUUCUACAGUGUCAAUGAAGAAGAACCCAUACUAUUUCAUUGUGGAGUAAAAGUUUCUAGCCCACUGUGGGCACUGAUUGAUGUGUAUGGUAUUACCCAGGAAGUCCAGAUAUUAGACAGUAUGUUUGCCGAGACUAUGCUCCCAGGUCGACUCAGCAGUCCACGACUUAGCACAUGCCUGCCUCAAACCAGCCAUGAUUCAGCCAACUUCAACAACAAUGAACUGGAGAACAACCAGGUGGUGGCCAAAAUUGCCAACUUGAACUUGGGUCGCUUGCCAUCUCAGACAGAUAACCAUGCCAUCCCAUGCUGCCCAAACAGACGGCAACGUACACAAGGAAUGCCCACAUUAUUAGACAUGGAGCUACAUUUUCACUCCACUCGGGGCUCGGACAUCACCCUCUCACCAGACCGAACAGUGGCAUAUACCAACUGGCAGGAAAGCCACAGGACUAUUGUUUUCACAGAGCGGCCAGUGCACAUCGGCGAGACUCUGUUUCUAGAGACAGGUCAGUUGCCAUUGCCUUACUAUGGCUCCCUCUCCUUUGGAAUCACCUCUUGUGAUCCUAGUACAUUAAGGACCUAUGACCUUCCAUCCAACCCAGACUACCUUUUGGAUAGGAAGGAGUAUUGGGUGGUUCAACAAGGUUUAUUCACGCUCAGUAAUGGGGAUAUCCAUAGUUUUUCAUUUCUUCCCAGUGGUGAGGUUCAUCAUGGCAUCAAUGGCAACAGUCGAGGUAUGCUGAUGUGUGUGGACUCAUCCCAGCCACUUUGGGUGUUUUUCUCUAUCCAUGGGAUUGUCAACCAACUAAGGCUCAUGGGUGUUGUACAGUCUAAUGUUCUUUCACCUUCUGGUUCUCCAAGUGGAUCUCAAUAUGACAGUGAUUCGGAUAUGGUGUUUAGCGUAAACCGUUCCUCUUCAGCCUCUGAGUCCUCUCUUGUGACUGCUCCAAGUUCUCCUUUGAGCCCUCCAGUGUCUCCAGUAUUUGUUCCACCAGAACCCCAGGGAAACAAAGAUGGAGAGUGUGCCGUGUGCUUUGACAAUGAGGUUGAAACCGUGAUCUACACCUGCGGACACAUGUGCCUCUGCAGUAGCUGUGGAAUGAAGCUGAAGAGGCAGGUCAAUGCCUGCUGUCCUAUCUGCCGGAGGGUCAUCAAAGAUGUUAUCAAAACAUACCGUCCGUAAAAUGCUGGGAGUCAGAAUAGUACAUAGGAAUAUUUUUUUUUUUUUUCUUUCUUCAAUGCUGACUUUUCUGAAUUUUAAAAAGAAAAAGAAUUUCAGGGAAUUUUCCCUUUAUGGAAAUUGUGCUUUAUAAUGUUUGGCUCUGGGAUUUACACUAUGAAGACCAUUAUUAGUCAUUGUCAGCGGAGGAUAAGUCAUUAAAUCUGGUACAGGGUUGUAAAGCCAUUUGUCACAAUGUGUUGGGAACUGAAAGUAACAGUUGCAGAGAUGCCUUUACUCAGGGGUGCAACUAGACCAAAAUGUAUCCCACUCUGCCCCUAAAAAUUUAACAAACUUAACAAUUUUGCUGCCAGUAUAUGCUGAAAUCAGGUGGUAGUGCCUUCUCAUGUUGCAAGCCAGGCACACACUGUAUUUGGUAUUGCCUCCUUCUACAUAAAAUCACUUUCCACAUUAGUUAAAAGAGAUGCUUUCUCUGCUGCUAUGGCAACAAACCUACCUUCAAUAGCAUAGUAACCACCCAUGUCCAGCUAUUCGGAGUUCCUUUUCUAGUGCCCAGUAUCUAUAGGACCCAAAGGAAGAGCUUACUCUCAAAUUGCACCACUAGUCACGUGACCUUUAAAUUUGCAUUUAGAUGAUAAACUAACUGGAUGACCAACCCCAGAUAUUAGAUUGAAAUGGUUUAUUAAACACUCCAAUCUUGUGAUUUCUUUCUUCAGUUAUUCAGUGAAAGUGUGAAUUUGUGCAAAAUUUAACGUGAUUUAAAUAAUUUACUGGGAAACGUAGCCAUUCAAAACUAAAAGGGAUGAUGUUGCUAUCUCUGUCUUUUGUUAUAGACCCUUCCUUCAUCUGAGUAGGUAAAUCAAUAACAUUUACCACUACAUAUUCCACAGACCUUGAAAUAUUCUGACUGAAGAAGCCACAUGUUUCUUAUUAAUAAAGAUUUAUUUAAAAAAAAAAAAUAAUAAUAAGUU